Musa acuminata subsp. malaccensis (wild Malaysian banana) is the source of this 1833-nucleotide messenger RNA. The record is from RefSeq and is a predicted model, not a curated record. NCBI's taxonomy places the organism in Eukaryota, Viridiplantae, Streptophyta, Magnoliopsida, Zingiberales, Musaceae.
UUCACCUAUUUACGAUCUCGUUUCUCUCUUGCAUCUUUCGUUUUGGAUACGAUUGUGCUUUCCUUUGGAUUCUUUUGGGUUGAUUGCAUCCAGAGACCCCCCCGUUUUUCAUCCCUCUGGAUUGGGAAUUUAGGAUUCUUGGGCCGGGAAGUAGGGCUCCUCCUUGUAGUUAUUGGAGUUUGGUGGAAAUGUUGGGGAGUAGCGUGCAGUUGGGACGCGGGCAUGGGGAGGAUCGCGUCUGCUACGCCGAUAAGGCACGGUGGAGCCGCCACAGCCACCAACGGCACUACCAGCAGAGUCCAUGGAGGUCUUCAAGCACCUCCGCCGCCGGAACUUACCCCGCCCCUUCCUUUGCUUCUGGGAGCUCCGCAGAGGCUGUUGUGUCGGUCUCCGGCACCCGUGAGCAGGAGAACCGAGCAGGAACAGAGGAAGAUUGUCCGAAGACCGGGAUCGCGUCCGUUUCAUCUUGGGGUCCUUCUGUUGCGCAUUCUUGUAACUUGAAACGAUUCUUGGAGUCCAUAACUCCGUCCGUCCCGGCGUUGUACCCUUCCAAGAUGGAGAAGAGGGGAUGGAGGGCUUCUGACCAGGAGUGCCGGCCGUACUUUGCGCUGGCGGAUCUCUGGGUCUCGUUCACGGAGUGGAGCGCGUAUGGUGCUGGCGUUCCGCUGGUUCUGAGCGGAGCGGGCAGCGUGAUCCAGUACUACGUGCCUUACUUGUCUGGAAUCCAGUUAUAUGGUGAAUCGAACAGGCCCUUUUCUGAUUCUAGGAUAAAUUAUGUUUGAGAGAGAAACAUGGGCAUCAGCAAAAGGGAUCUUCAAGUGGUGAUGGAGAUUUUGGACAUUUUCGAGGUCACUUGCUCUUUGAGUUUCUUGAACAGGAUCCACCAUUCAUUCGUGAACCUUUAUCUGAUAAGAUUUCAGAUCUUGCACGGUGUUUCCCUGCAUUGAAGUCCCUUCGAAGUUGUGAUCUUUUGCCAUCCAGUUGGAUAUCAGUUGCAUGGUAUCCUAUAUAUCGAAUUCCUAAUGGCCCUACAUUGAAGGAUCUGGAUGCUUGCUUUUUGACCUUUCAUUCUCUUUCCACACUGAUGAAAGAUGAUGGUGGUGCCUCCGGCCCUUCAAUUUCAAUUUUACAAGGGGUUAAUGGUGUUCCUAUGGUCUCCCUUCCUGUUUUCGGACUUGCAUCUUACAAGUGUCGGGGUUCCAUAUGGACUCCUAAUGGUGGCACCGAGAUGCAACUUGUGAAUUCCCUGAUGCAAGCUGCCGACGAUUGGGUACGACUCCAAAAUAUUAAUCACCCAGAUUACCGGUUCUUCACUUCGCACGGCACAUUCAGGAGAUAGAACUACUAUCACCCUGGUUUCAUUUGUGCUCAAAUUGGAUCAUGGGCAAUAAGUCGGGAUGCACAUUAGCAGUGGCCUUCGAUCUACUGUGUUGUGGAGCAAGUAAUGACAAAAAAUAAAAAAGCAAGUGUGAAAGCACAAAAGCGGGGUAAUAGGAGGCAAAAUCCUGUGAGAAGAAAAAGAAGGAUCAGAGAAGGUAUAAUUUGUGAAGAGGAACCAAAAGAUGAUCAGACCGAGAAAAAAGGUAGCCCAUGAAGGAGAUAAUUUCUCAUCCAUAUAACCUGGUGGAUGAUGAUGGUGUAUGUUUUGGUGUGUUUUGUUGGAAUGGUUACCUGAAAGGACAUUUUAUUGUUCACAUGUCCAGAUUGGUCCGUAACAUAAGCUUACUUUCUGGGCAUGUCUGACAAUGAUACCUUCGCGAUGCCCACCAAAAUCAAACUGUUGUGUUUUAGCAUAAUGAGCACUUCUAAUAGGUUGAUGACAGGAUCUGUGUA